Molecule: messenger RNA, 1872 nt
Organism: Stylophora pistillata
Lineage: Eukaryota; Metazoa; Cnidaria; Anthozoa; Scleractinia; Pocilloporidae
Product: U4/U6 small nuclear ribonucleoprotein Prp4
Biological process (GO): mRNA splicing, via spliceosome
Cellular component (GO): U4/U6 x U5 tri-snRNP complex
Molecular function (GO): U4 snRNA binding; protein binding; U6 snRNA binding
Source: RefSeq, a predicted model, not a curated record
GCGUGGUUCCAAAGCCAUGACUCCUCGUGCUCCAAAUUCUCGCUUCAUAUCAAAAUUAUGACAAUUUCCCUGUGAAAACCAACCAUGUCAGACGACGAAGAUUUGGCUCCAGUUGUGAAAAAACAAAGGAUUCACUUUGGAAGCCUUGAAUCUGUAGAAAGAGAACGAUUGGCAGCUGGGUCGUCCAACGAUAAUGACGAUGAUAGAAACGAUGAUGACGAUCAAGAAGCUGAGGGUGAAGAUAACGAAGUGUCUGCGGCCGUCCUAGCUGGAAUUAGAGCGGGAAAUAUAAAUAUCUCAGAAGGGGAAUACCUAGAGCUGUCAGAAGACCAAACCAGUGAGAGACAUCAGGAACUUUUGGCAGAAUUUGAGAGAAGAAAAAAGGCACGGGCAAUAACUGUACCAACAGAUGAUGCUUCAGUUAAGGCAAGACUCCGAGAAAUUGGUGAACCAAUAACUUUGUUCGGAGAGGGUCCACCAGAAAGAAGAGACAGGUUAAGAAUCCUUUUGUCUGAGCUCGGUGAAGAUGUAUCCUUAGGAAGUAAAGAAGUGGCAGAAAAAUCAAAACAGGAACCAGAAGUUAAAGAAGAGGUGUGGUACCAUGAAGGAGAUCCUGAACUUAAAAUAGCUCGAUUGUGGAUGGCUAAAUACUCUUUACCACGGGCUAGUGAAAGAUUAAAGCAGAUGCGUAUCAAGCAAGCUAGACCUGAUCCUGAGAAGGCUGCCAAGACACAGGAGUUACAUCGGAAGCUACGGGGUCUGAACAACUUUUGUAGUCAAAUUGGUGAUGAUAGACCACUGUCUUACUGCCAGUUCUCUCCAGACUCAUCCAUGCUAGCCACGGCAUCAUGGAGUGGCUUGUGUAAACUGUGGUCAGUUCCUGAUUGUGAACCAAUAGCAGUUUUGCGAGGUCACAAUGAGCGUGUUGGCUCCAUUGUGUUCCAUCCUCAAGCUACACUGUCUUUAGAUGAAUCAGGACCAUGCAUGGCAUCAUGUGAGGCAGACGGUGUUGUGCUUUUGUGGGCAUUGAACAUGGACACACCACUUGCAAACAUUGAGGGACAUGAGAAGCGUGUGUCCCGUGUGGCCUACCAUCCAUCUGGGCGAUUUCUUGCAUCUUGUUGUUUUGAUCACUCCUGGAGGCUAUGGGAUUUGGAACAGCUAAAAGAGGUCCUCCAUCAGGAGGGUCAUUCCAGAGAGGUGUACAGUAUUGCAUUUCAGGUGGAUGGCUCACUUGCAGCCACAUGUGGGCUCGAUGCGCGGGGCCUGGUAUGGGACCUCAGAACGGGUCAGUGUAUCAUGUCCCUGGAUGGACAUCUGAAAAAGGUGCUAGGAAUAGACUUUGCACCUGAUGGAUAUCAUGUCGCUACCGGAAGUGAAGAUCAGAAAAUUAUGAUUUGGGACUUGAGGAAGAGGCAGUGCGUGUACACUGUUCCUGCUCAUACCAACCUUAUAUCACACGUCAAGUUUCACGAUGACUUCUUGGUUUCGGCAUCCUACGACAAAACAGUAAAGGUUUGGUCCCACCCUGGCUGGGCGCCUCUCAAGACUCUGACAGGUCACGAACAGAAAAUAAGCUGUGUCGAUGUUUCACCAGAUGGUCAGUACGUUGUGUCCAGCUCCUUCGAUCGCACAUUUAAGCUGUGGACGUCUGAUUGACGUCUGAUAGACCCCCAACAGAGCGAUUCUGGUAACACACCUUGUCAGUCAUUCCAGAGGACACUAUCAGUUUACAUCCUCAUGAGGUAUUGGUCCCCACCCAUUCACAUACAUGUUGCUGGUCCAAACUUGUGUACGGGGUCACUGAUACAUAGAAAAUGACACUGUAUAUAUUUUUUCAAAUUGCCUCAAUUAAAGUGUUUUAAAAUUUUG